Nipponia nippon (crested ibis) is the source of this 435-nucleotide messenger RNA. Its product is annotated as phospholipase A2, membrane associated. Gene Ontology annotation, biological process: lipid catabolic process; negative regulation of T cell proliferation; phospholipid metabolic process. The record is from RefSeq and is a predicted model, not a curated record. Lineage: Eukaryota; Metazoa; Chordata; Aves; Pelecaniformes; Threskiornithidae. Gene Ontology annotation, molecular function: phospholipid binding; calcium ion binding.
AUGAAGAAUCUCCUCUUUGCCGUGCUCUUGGCUUGCGGGCUGCUGCCGGCUCGCGGCAGCAUUUUGGAGCUGGAGCAGAUGAUCAAAUCGGCCACGGGGAAAAGCGCCCUGCUCUCCUACAGCUGGUACGGGUGUUUCUGCGGCAUCGGGGGCAGAGGGACCCCGGUGGACUCCACCGACCAGUGCUGCCGUGCCCACGACUGCUGCUACAGGAAGCUGCGAGAGGGCAACUGCAGCCCCCUGAUAACCCCCUACCACUUUGACGUCGCCAACGGAGACAUCGUCUGCAGUAACGAGCAGAGCUGGUGCAAGAGAGAAACCUGCCUGUGCGACAAGGCAGUGGCUUCGUGCUUCGCGAGCUCUUUGCAUUCCUACAAUGAAUCCUACCGCUUCUAUUUCAAGCUGAAAUGCCGAGGAAGUAAGCUCCAGUGCUGA